Messenger RNA from Myxocyprinus asiaticus (Chinese sucker), 2728 nucleotides. RefSeq names its product cadherin-12-like. Gene Ontology annotation, molecular function: cadherin binding; calcium ion binding. Bases 1 to 2409 code for a protein of 802 amino acids. The record is from RefSeq and is a predicted model, not a curated record. Gene Ontology annotation, cellular component: plasma membrane; adherens junction; catenin complex. The transcript has 11 exons. Gene Ontology annotation, biological process: adherens junction organization; multicellular organism development; calcium-dependent cell-cell adhesion. Lineage: Eukaryota; Metazoa; Chordata; Actinopteri; Cypriniformes; Catostomidae.
AUGCUCAUGGGGAACUGCCUGCUGCUGUUCCUCUGGUGCCUCUUAGAAAAAAGCUUUGCUUCUCUGCUGCCCUCCCCAUCCCAGAACAGGAUGGGGAAGGAGCACCACAGGAACCUGAUGGUAUAUCGGAAACAUGGCAUGAUUGGAGCUCACAGAGUCAAGAGGGGAUGGGUGUGGAACCAGUUCUUUGUCUUGGAAGAAUACAUGGGAUCUGAUCCACAGUAUGUUGGAAAGCUUCACUCUGACCUGGAUAAGGGGAAUAAUAUGGUAAAGUACACACUCUCAGGUGAAGGAGUCGGCUCCAUUUUCACCAUUGAGCCAAGCACUGGAGACAUCCAUGCCUUAAGGAGCCUGGACAGAGAGGAGAAGCCUUAUUACACACUGAGAGCGCAGGCUGUGGACGCACUUACAGGCAGACCCUUAGAGCCAGAGUCUGAGUUUAUUAUCAAAGUACAGGACAUCAAUGACAAUGAGCCAAGGUUCCUGGAGGGCCCAUACUCAGCCAGCAUCCCAGAGAUGUCACCUGUCGGCACAUUUGUUACACAAAUAACCGCCACUGACACUGAUGAUCCUACUUAUGGAAACAGUGCACGGAUUGUGUACAGCAUCCUACAGGGACAGCCCUACUUCUCAGUUGAGCCCAAGACCGGGGUGAUAAGAGUUGCCUUAUCCAAUAUGGAUAGGGAGGUUAAAGAAAUGUACCAGGUGGUCCUACAGGCUAAGGACAUGGGCGGUCAGCUUGGGGGCUUAGCUGGGUUGACUACCAUCAAUAUCACUCUCCGUGAUGUCAACGACAACUCACCACGGUUUUCUAAAAGUAUCUUUCACCUGCGAGUUCCUGAGACUUCACCGGUGGGCUCAUCAGUGGGAAGGGUCAAAGCUCAUGAUUUGGAUUCUGGGAAGAAUGCUGAUGUGGAAUACAGCAUUGUCCCUGGUGAUGGGGGCUCCUUGUUCGAUAUUUACAGCAAUAAGCACACUCAAGAGGGAACAGUUAUACUGAAAAAGCACCUAGACUUUGAGACCAGGAAGGCUUUCACCUUUAAAGUGGAAGCUUCAAAUGCAGUUCUUGAUCAUCGCUUCCUACAUUUGGGACCUUUUAAGGACACUGCCACAGUGAAAGUGAAUGUUCUGGAUGUUGAAGAACCUCCUGUCUUCAGCCAACAAUCUUACAGCUUGGAGACAUACGAGGACACACCAGUGGGCAUUAUUGUCGGAGCAGUCACAGCUGAGGACCUGGAUGUAGGCAACAGUCCUGUUAGGUAUUCUAUUGAGUGGAGAAAGGAUUCUGAAAACCAUUUUGACAUUGACUCUGUUGAAGGAACUCUAUCUGUCAGCGAAGCCCUGGACAGAGAGACGAAUUCUGAACACAACGUCACUGUUGUAGCAACAAAAUUUAACAAGCCUCUGCUGUCCAGCAAAGUUACUGUCACAAUCAAGGUGCUGGAUGUCAAUGAGUUCCCUCCAGAGCUUGCCUUAUAUGAGACGUUUGUUUGUGAAAAUGCAAAAGUAGGGCAAGUGAUUCAGAUCAUAAGUGCCACAGACAGAGACAUGCCCACUGUAGAACACAGAUUCUACUUCAAAUCCCCUUCACACAUCAGAAACAGAAACUUCACAAUCAGGGAUUUUGGAAACAACACAGCUGGAGUGGUGACCAAGCGAGGAGGGUUUCAGAGACUAGAGAAGAACAUGUAUCAUGUGCCAGUAGUGGUGGAGGACGGUGGGUACCCGAUCCGUAGCAGCACGGGGACAAUGUCAAUGCGUGUGUGUACCUGCGACACAGACGGCUCCCUUCUUUCCUGCAAUAUGGAAGCAGUCUUCUUUCCCAUGGGACUCAGCCCUGGAGCUAUAAUGGCCAUAUUUCUGUGCAUUUUCAUUCUGCUGGUGAUUGUGGUGCUCUAUAUGGGACUGAGAAGACACAAGAAGAAGGACACUCUGAUGUCAUCCAAAGAGGACAUUAGGGACAAUGUGAUCUACUACGAUGAUGAGGGGGGUGGGGAGGAGGACACCCAGGCCUUUGACAUAGGUACAUUAUGCAAUCCCAAAGGUGUCAAAGAGACUGCACAGCUACCAAAAAUAAGAUCAGAGGAUCAGACUGAUGCACACAUGGAGGACAGUGAGGACAUCCAAGCUUACAUCCAUCAUUGUCUUCUGGAGAACCACAUCAGUAACUCAGCUUCUCCAUAUGAUUCCCUAGUCACAUAUGCAUAUGAGGGAGAGGGCUCGGUGGCAGAUUCCCUCAGUUCCAUUGAGUCCUGGGUGCUUGAUCCCAAGGAGGAUUACAGAAACAUCUUUGACUGGGGCUCUCGUUUCAAAACACUGGCUGGAAUAUUUAAAGAGCAUGAGUCUAAGGCCACAGAGAACUCAGAGACUAGACCACAGACUGAGUCGAUAAAGGAAACACUGGAAUGAUGUCUUUUUCAGGAGCUCUGUGAGAAACACAGUGCAUAUUCAUUUCAGGCAUGCCUCUUAAAUCAAGAAGAAUUCUGUGGCUAGGGAAAGACACUAAUUAAGUUGGCUAUGUGCCUUUCCUAUUCCUCAUGCAUAUUUUACACUCUUCUGUUCAUUAUUUGAAUAAAAGUGGAACUGCAAGGGCAAAUCUUUCCAAUUGCAUUUUAAGGUCGGUUUUAUAUUUCUCAAAGUCAAAGAACCAAAAAAUCUCUUUUGGGGAUUCUGUGAUACCCCUUUGAAACAAAAAAGUGCCUCAUAAACUGCUUUUAUUUGUCUUUCA